Messenger RNA from Pieris macdunnoughi, 2964 nucleotides. The record is from the annotation of a GenBank genome assembly. Lineage: Eukaryota; Metazoa; Arthropoda; Insecta; Lepidoptera; Pieridae.
AUGUGGCGAGCGGCGCUGGUCGCUGGCGCGCUGGUGGCACUGGCGGCGCGCGGUGCCGCCGGUGGAUGCGGUGUAGCAGAGCUGGCGUGCCGGAGCGGCACGUGCGUGCGUCUCGAUGCCUACUGCGAUGGCGAAGCGCAGUGCCCCGACGGCAGCGAUGAGCCACCGCACUGCUCGCCGUGCAAUCGCACGUACUAUGGCCGCGUUGGAGUAGCGUACGGCGUGGCACUGCGCGGGGCACCGCGGGCACCUUUCCUGUGUCACCUGACCUUCACGGCGGGCGGUGGCGCGCACGGCGAUCUCGUGCAACUCGCAUUUGACGAGUUCCGAGUGGGGCGCUAUGAAGCGGGCGCCCUAGACGGCUGUCCCGAUGGAUACAUGCAGCUGUCGGAGCUAGGACGACCGUUCACGGGUGGCUCUUGGUGUGGCGCCGCUGAGGGUGUGGCGCUGUACUACAGCGAGACGGCAACGGUGACGGCGUCGCUGAAGUUGUUUCGGGCUCGGCUGGGUGAACCGUUCGCGUUGCGGCUGCGUUACAAGUUCCUCUCGCGCCGCGAUGCCGUGGUGCGUUUCGGUGCGGGCGAGGCACCCUUGGAACGCGGUGCGGUGGCUCCGGGGACAUACUGCACGCGUACCUAUGAGGAAUGUCGCCGCAAGCCGUGCCGCCUGCAGAGUCCAAACUACCCUGGCAUGUACCCACGCAACGUCACCUGCUACUGGAGCCUGCGCCAGAAAGACGUACCAACCUGCAAACACGCCAUGAUAUCUGUCCGGCAAGACCACGCGCAUAAGAUGCAGAUCAAGCGAUCUAUUUCGAUGGCGAGCUUAAACAAAACUGGUCGUGCGGUGGUGGCGUGGCGAGCCUGCACGGGUGAACGCGACCGGCUCAUCUUCUACGACGGCGCCAGUACCGACGACCCCGUCCUACUGGAGUACUGUGGUGGGGACUUGCUCCCGCGAGUAGCUUCUCGUGGCCCCGACAUGCUCGUAGCUUUUCAUUCCUCGCCCUUCAGCGCGCCGCCUCGCGCCGCUCCACCUCUUGCACCAUUACGGGGCUUCGAGCUCGAUGUGCAUGUAAUAUUUGCUGAUUCAGAUUCGCUCGACUACGCCAGAGAGGCACGCAGGUGCGAGUUUCACGUGAAGGCCUCGUCGUCCGACGAGGAAUUGAACGGAACCUCUUCGUCCGCAUCUAGUCGAGGCCGCCGUGGGCUCAUACACGCACCGACUCAUACUUUGCCACCGAACACCACGUGCACCUGGACGUUUCACGGCCGCCCCGGGGAUCUCGUGUGGAUCUAUUUCUCGAGCUUCACGCAGUACUCGUUGGUGGACAGCCGCCGCACGGAAAGUAGCGCAACAGAUCGGGAGGAAGAUAGGGCGGCCUGUUCUGUGGAGUUACGGAUCUGGGACGGAGGCGGAGCAGACGGCGGAGGCGGAGCAUUACUCGGCCGCUACUGUGACGUUGCACCCGCGCUUUGCGCUCGCGCCGCACUUGCCAACGCCACACGCGUGCCUCGCCCGUGCGCACCUCCCGACGGCUACGUGUCUGCCGCUUCCCUGCUCUCCAUCGCGGCUACCACCCGCCCGGGCACCGCUACACAUCCGCUAGCUUUCUCGCUGCAUUACGAGUUUAUCGACGCCCGUCUGGAGGGGGUGCCUCUGCCAAUCUCUGAGACUCGAGUUCGCACCGAACCGACCGAGUGCGCUCGUAGGUUGCUCGCACCCGGGUCGUUUACGUCACCGCGCAACGCACUGUGGUUUGGGCGCGGUGGAGCGCGCCGUCUGCGCUGCGUUUAUAGAUUGCAAGCGGAUGGCGGCCGCGUCGAGCUGAGUGUUCUCGCGGCGGCGUUCGGCCGCGAUCCGCGAUGCGCCACGAGGCUCGAUCCUCUCACGGGGCGCCCGAGCUGCACGCCGGAACCGUCUGAUCCGCCCGAUGUGGACUCGCGGCCCGUCGACCUUUUGCCAGAUUUCGAUGAUGGUGACGAUGAAGUUCCAUCGUAUUUGCCACAUCUUCGAAUCUACGAAACGCCUUGGCCGGGUUAUCGGGUGCCUUUGGCGUGCAUUUGCGACAACAGUAGCACGCCAGUGAGUCUAGCGUCGGGUGGACCAGCCUUGGAGCUGGAGCUGGUGGCGGGAGCCUUGUUGGCGGGAGAAGACCAGCGUCACGUGCAUUUCGCAGCCGACUGGCGCCGUGCUACCGCUCCCGCCUCCUGUGCCUCACGCCGACGUUUGGCCCCACCCGGUGGACAUUUGAAUCUCUUCUUCCCUUAUAAUUCCAAUCGAAUGUCUGAAUGUGGCGAGGCGCCAUUUCUUCUGAUCGCACGGGGCAAUCGGUCGGUUUACCUACGCGUUUGGGGUUACGAGCUGCCCAAUGUCUCGGGGAUCAACGACGGCAACGGCUGCCACACUGUCAACAGGGUCCUCGUGUACGACGCUCACAGUUCACGGUUGGUGAAAGCGAUCUGUCCCGGCGACGCGGAGGGUCCAGUCGUCCAAGUCUACAGCCCGGAAUGGGCGGCAAGGGGCGCGGGGCGUGAAGCCAGUCUGCUCGUGGUGUGGGCGGCGCGCGAAGCUGGCUCGGCGACCCUCGCCUGGAUGGAGGUGUGGCGAGCUGCCGGCGGAAACGCGUCUCUGUGUGCGCGCCCUUGUCCCUCACUCGCCGCCUGCAUGCCCUCCGCGCUAUGGUGCGACGGCGCGCCGGACUGCCCCGGCGGCGCCGACGAGGCAGGCGCGUGUGGAGCCGGAGCUCGACUGCUGGCGGCCCUGGGUGCCCCGGCUGCCGCGGGAGCUGCGGGGGCUUCGGCGGCGGUGGCCGUGCUGGUUCUGCUGGCGGCCGUGGCGCUACGUAGACGGCGCGCCCGUCGGGGCAAAGAGCUGCUAGGCGCGGCGGCGGCGAAUCGUGGCCGGCGGCUCACGGAAGAGUUGCUGUACGAUAGCUCGCGUGCGUCUUCGCUGGCGUCCUGA